AACAUGUUGUUUUGGAGUGUCAGAAAAGGAGAUCUGUGAUCCAUUUGCAUAUAGCAGCAUAUUCAAAAAGAGAGAAAGAUGUGAGAACAAGAGUUAUUAAGAGACACAAAUAGCUGAUGGCUUCUUCAUGACAUCCUCAUUGGAAUGGCGGUGAGUAAAACGUAUACAGUAACACUUUAGGUUUCUUCUGUCUGACAGCUGCCUCCCUGUGUGCUGAUCUCAUGUUGCCAAGGAUACCUCUCUAUAGAGAUGCAGUCUCAAAGGCUUUGUGGAAACUCUUACCUUUAUGAUGCAAGAAGGAAAGACCAAAGUGAAGCAAACCACUCAGCCAGCACUCACCUGUUGGGGAAGGAACUGAAGACAGCAGAAGAAGAAAGAACAGUUUCACAGAAAAGGGAAAGUUAUUGCAUCAGGACAUGGGCUAUGAUCUGGAGAGGUUUGUGUGUUACGUGAACGAUGGCCUGCUUUGCUCAGUGUGUCGAGGCGUAUUGGAGCGCCCCCUCCAGGCACCCUGUGAGCACGCAUACUGCAGCAUCUGCAUCAGCAGCUGGGUGAUCCAGCAUCACUACUGUCCCGAGGACAGACAGCCAUUGGAAGUGAGCAGCCUGAAGCCCCUCUGCAGGUACAUGCGUAAUGACUUGAACCGUCUGCAGAUCCGUUGUGUGAACGCAGCACAAGGUUGUAAGGUGAUCUGUUCCUUGGAAAUCCUGGAGAAACACGAGGAUGAGUGUGAGUUUGGCAUCAUAUCCUGCAGUAACCCAGGCUGUUCUGUGCAGGUGGAGAAGUGGCGUUUGAAAGCCCAUCUGUCAAAGUGCAACUUGCGCUGCGGUGACUGUCGCAGUGCCUGUGGCCUCCUCUCCAUCGACAGGUCACAGUAUGACAGUGUUGUCAAGAUGGACACUAUUAGAGCAGAGAUGCUGUGUGUGGUGGAAGAGAUGAGUCGAGCACUGGAAUCUCAAUUGGACUCAAACAGGAGACACAUGAUGCAGCAACUUCUGCAGCUGAAGAACGAACUAGACAAGAUCAAGGAUCAGAUCGCUCAGAUGAAGUCUGACAUCCGUUUGAUGUUGGCAGUGGGAUGUUUUAAGAAGCAGGAGUGUCCAGUAGCAGAGCUGCAGAUAACCAGAAACCAGAAUUCUGCUGAACAGGCACCCAGGGAGUAGCAGCCAGCAGGAUGGGAACACAGUGAGCCAACAAGACUUCAGCAGAGAGUGGCAUCCUUGUUAGCCCACAUCAACUGUGAAUGUUAUCAGACUCACACUGGAGGAUCAAUCCAGAGCAGAUCAGUGCUGGACAGACUCUUGGUUGCACCUUCAUU
Thalassophryne amazonica is the source of this 1318-nucleotide messenger RNA. It is a transcript of the gene rnf41l, whose product is annotated as ring finger protein 41, like. Gene Ontology annotation, molecular function: zinc ion binding. The transcript has 6 exons. The record is from RefSeq and is a predicted model, not a curated record. Lineage: Eukaryota; Metazoa; Chordata; Actinopteri; Batrachoidiformes; Batrachoididae. Bases 417 to 1163 code for a protein of 248 amino acids.